Molecule: messenger RNA, 3227 nt
Organism: Aedes albopictus (Asian tiger mosquito)
Lineage: Eukaryota; Metazoa; Arthropoda; Insecta; Diptera; Culicidae
Gene: CNT2
Product: solute carrier family 28 member 3
Exons: 8
Coding region: 1044-2882 (612 amino acids)
Biological process (GO): nucleoside transmembrane transport
Cellular component (GO): plasma membrane
Molecular function (GO): nucleoside:sodium symporter activity
Source: RefSeq, a predicted model, not a curated record
AAAAUGAAAUUAAAUUUGUCAUAUAUCAUGCAUAGAUUCAGAUUAAAAGUUUCAAAUGCCUGAUAUUCAUUAAUUACUAACACCUAAACUCAUUGAAGUGAAAUACCCUAUUCUUCAUCAAUUUCGCACAAAUCCCAACAAUUUUGGGAUGUACCGAACCGUUUGUAUUGCUGCAUUGCCUCAAAAUAAUUGUACGCACACUUGUCAAGCCUAAUAGGUCCAUAUCACAAGCUAUCGUCGUCAUCAUCAUCGUUGAGGUUUGGUUAGAGAAGGAGCCACAUUGCUAUCGUAGUCGUAGAUAAACACAUCUACCCCUAUUACAUUGAAACAUUGACUGGCAGGUCGCACUGUCGCGAUAUCUCGUCGACACACUUGUAGGCUGCCACUGCUCGCGCCGCGCCGAACCACAACAAGCUACUGCUGGGCAAUAAACUAUCGCGCAUCUAUACUUCGGCCAGCAGCCACAGGUGCGACGGCAGUCAUUACCGCGACAUCGAGGUGUUCGGUGAUUUUUUUUUAUUAACCACGUUGCUAUUGCGGUUGCGAUCAUCGUCGGUAAUAACCGUGGAGAAGGUGUACAGAAAACCUUGCGAAUUUUAACCGGCAGAGUGGGUAUUCCCGUGGAUCUCUAGUGCUGAAGCUGAUGGGAUUGUUUCAGUUUGUUGGUGAAUCAUCAGUGUUUUGAGUGUUAUUGUGAUUGGAAGAAAUUCUGCAAGUGUUAUGUCUGGUACUUAACCCUAGUGAUAUUGCAACUGUUUGCGGGGGCGAAGCAUUGCUAAGUGUUUGUCAGUUUAUGCAGCUUUUACCGGUUUAGCAAGUACGAUAUUGGAAAACAUUCACCGGAGUCCUUAUCUAAGUCUACUUAGCGGAAAUAUAACUCAACUACUGGAAACCAGAGGAUUAUCUUCACUAGAAUACGAAGAAACCGGAUUGUGAAAACAAACAGAUAACAGAGAUAUGAAUACUCUCAGCUAAUGGACUGAUACAUUCAUUGAACCAACUCACUAGUCCCAACAGUAAGUUAUCUUAUAAAUCUACGCAAAAUGAGUGGAAUCCAGAACGAAGGCUACGACCACGACACGACCGGCACCAAGCUAUCACAUCGUAAACGAAGCUCAAUCGUAAACCCAGCCGAGAAUGGAAAUGGUGACAGCUUCACCCUUAAUCACCUGCCACACAGUGCCGUCACCGAAACCCCGGUUCCAGCAUCAUCAUCACACCUGCAACCCAAUGGGAAACCACGACAGACCGCCCUGGAUAGGUUCAGCGAUUGGAGGCGGCGGCACCAGACACACAUCCGGAUAGCGCUACUGGCAGCACUGAAUGCGGGCGUUAUCGUAUUUUUCGGCUUCGCUACCAACCACUAUGUGGAGAAAGACAAAACCUGCACCAAAGAAUGCGGCAUGAAAUGGUGCGAUGGGUACGGAAUGCUAGUACUUCUUCUAGGUUUCAUCUACCUGGGCCUAGUUUACUAUCACAUUUUGAAACCCCUUCUCCGGAAGCCGUUCAAACAAACCAUCGUCAGGCCACUGGGCUCAUUCUUUCGACAAUUGUUUGCUACGCUGUACGCCAAGCUGAUAGCCGUUGGAGUGGUUGUCGUUGCGUUCGCCCUGUUCUGCUAUUUCGAAACCAAGGACGAACCGGAAAGGCUAAUGUCGCUUGUCGGAAUGGUAGCGCUGUUCUGUGUAGCCUUCCUCGUGUCCAAACAUCCCACGAAGAUCAACUACCGUCCGGUGGUACUCGGAGUAACGUUCCAGUUCCUCUUGGGGCUGUUCUGUAUCCGAUGGGAGGUUGGACGGAGCAUCUUCAGCUGCAUCGGAGAUAAGGUCGCCACAUUCUUGAACUACUCAGCGGAAGGUGCCGCCUUCGUAUAUGGAGACUUUAUCGUUCGCAAAGAAGGGGUGUUUGCCUUUGCGGUGCUAUCUGUGAUAUACUUCUUCAGCUUCUUCAUCUCUAUCCUGUACUACUUGGGAGCGAUGCAAUGGGUGGUGCUGAAGCUGGGAUGGAUCUUGCAGUCGAUCCUGGGUACAACGGUUUGCGAAAGUGUGAUCGCUGCGGCAAACAUCUUCCUGGGUAUGAGCGAAUCACCUCUACUGAUUCGGCCCUAUAUCAAGGACUUGACCCAUUCGGAGGUGCACUCGGUGAUGACGUCUGGGUUUGCGACCGUGUCCGGUACGGUACUGGCAGCUUAUAUCUCGUUCGGAGCACAACCUGCUCAUCUGAUCACUGCCAGCGUCAUGGCAGCACCGGCUGCUCUAUGCUUUGCCAAGCUGAUCUAUCCGGAGACUGAGGAGAGUAAAACCCGAUCGGAUAACAUCCAAAUGGAGAAAUCACCCGAUUCGUCAGUCCUGGACGCCGCUUCGAACGGAGCCAACACCGCCACGGCCCUGGUCCUGGGAAUCAUUGCCAACCUGAUCGCCUUUGUGUCGUUCAUUGCGUUCCUCAACGGAGUCCUAGGAUGGCUGGGUGAACUCGUUGGAGUAAAAGACGCCUCGCUGGAGAACAUCUUCGGUACCAUCUUCCGACCGCUAGCAUUCGUUAUGGGCGUUCCGUGGGACGAAAGCUACUACGUUGGCAAACUGAUCGGUAUCAAGACCAUCGUCAACGAGUUCGUUGCCUAUCAGAAGCUGGGCGAGUUUAUCGACGGGAACUUCCUAUCGUCGAGGUCAGCCGCCAUCGCAACGUAUGCCAUUUGUGGCUUUGCCAAUCCCAGCUCCAUGGGUAUCAUGAUCGGAACGUUGAGUGCGAUGGUUCCGGAUAAGCGAGGGGUCAUUACGUCGGUGGCCUUCCGGGCGUUCAUCACCGGAUCGAUCGUGUGCUUUAUGACUGCCAGCAUAGGAGGUUUACUAAUGGAUGCGAAAAUCUUCAACAAUUUCGGAUAAACCUCCAUGCAGUGAGAAACACAAAACAGACAAAAUACCCUCCCAGUAUGUACUCAAGUCGUAAGCAUUUCGUUACUGAGUUCAACAAGCAUUUAAAAGCAAGUAUUGAGCGAUCAACUGGUUGCAUUUACUAAAUGUACUUAGAAACUCCUAAUGAGAGCAAACUAACUUAUCGUGUACCUAGUAGUAUGUAGUAUUGAACAAUUAGAUGCUAUUUUAGGAAUUUGAUGUUCGGAUAAGAUGAGAAGAUUGUUUUUUAUUGUACCAAUUGUAUAAAUAUAGUUUUUUUAGCAUACUGUUUGUGAAUGUCAAUAGAAAAAAGUGUAAAUAAACCAUCAAUCGGAA